Nakaseomyces glabratus is the source of this 1026-nucleotide messenger RNA. RefSeq names its product Gvp36p (gene GVP36). The record is from RefSeq and is a predicted model, not a curated record. Lineage: Eukaryota; Fungi; Ascomycota; Saccharomycetes; Saccharomycetales; Saccharomycetaceae.
AUGUCCAACUUCAAUUCGUUUGCCAACUCACUAAGGGAGAACUUGCAAAGUUUCUCGAACACCGUGUCACAAAAGACCCAUGAAUUGUCUACAAACAUCCCUACGUUGGCCCAGAGUACCCAGCGUAUGGUCCAGGAGAAACUAGGCCAAGUCACUGACAUUAGUCAAUUACCUCAAGAAUAUCUUGAGCUGGAGAACAAGGUAGACACCAUUAAGAUUGUUUAUGAGCACUUCUUGCAAGUCACUGCUGUUUAUGAGAACGAGUCCUAUGACUAUCCAAAGUAUGUUAGUGAAUCUGUCAAUGAGUUUUCCAAGAAUAUGGCUGCUAAGGUUCAGGAGUUGAGUAAAGCCACUUCUGCCACCGAGGCACAAAAUAUUCUGGUUGCACCUGGUCCAGUAAAGGAACCCAAGACACUGAACUAUGCCAUGAGCAAAGUUGCUUUGAACGCCAGCGAGUACUUGAAUCACAGCUUCGAUGACCCAAUGGACGCUAAGCUAUCCAAGGUGCUCCUGAACUACAGCGAUGUCCAAACCAAAGUGGCCCAAGCAAGAUUGCAACAGGAUACCCAGAUUCAAACAAAAUUUAACAAAGUUAUAAGGGAGAACUUGGCUGAAAGCAUUGCCAGAGCCAACAAAGCACGUAAGGAUGUCCAGUCUAAGAGACUACAAUACGACGUCGCAAGAACUAACCUACAAAACGCGAAACCUGAGAAGGAAGCUGGUCUAAGAGUACAAAUGGAAACUUUGGAGGAUCAAUUUGCACAAGCAACCGAAGAUGCUACUGUAGUUAUGCAAGAGGUUAUUGCUAGUGCCAACUUCUUACCUAGUUUGAAAGAAUUGGCUACCGCUCAAUUAGAAUACUACGAGCAAUCUGCUAAAUUGAUGAAGGAAUUUAUAUCUUCCGUUGACUCUUCUAGCUCUGACGCUCCAGCUUCCAAGACUUCCAAGACUUCUCAGACUAGCACCACUACUGAUGCCGGCAUCUCUCUAGAAGAUGACGACGACGAGCCAUUGCCUCCAAAAUAA